This is a messenger RNA of Trichomonas vaginalis G3, 552 nucleotides long. RefSeq names its product integrase core domain containing protein family. The transcript has a single exon. NCBI's taxonomy places the organism in Eukaryota, Parabasalia, Trichomonadida, Trichomonadidae. The record is from RefSeq and is a predicted model, not a curated record. Bases 1 to 552 code for a protein of 183 amino acids.
AUGAAACAUUUUCUCGAAGUAUAUAAUUCCUCAACACAUUCUACAACAGGACAUACACCAAAUUCAAUGACACAACAACAAGAAGAAAAGUAUAUACAAAAGAAACGAAGCCAAACACAAAAUAUCAGAAAUUCAACACAAUUUACCCUCAUUCCUGGUACAAAAGUUCGUGUAGUUCUUGACGACAAACCGUUGACAAAGAAACGUUUAAGGUUAAGUCGAAAUUAUUAUAUCGUAGACUCUACGCAAGGUAAUGGAUAUCUUAUAAAAGCUGCCGACGACUCUAUUGCGUUUUAUCCUCAACAUAAAUUAGUCGAAAGUAGUAAUGGCAAACUUGCUGAAACCAUUGACGAAGCAAAGCGAGGAGUGGUUAUUGAAAUACUUGGCUACAACAUAAACGAUGACACUUAUAAAGUAAGAUAUGAAGGAGGCGUUGAAGAUGUUAUACCAUCUAAGAACUUGAGAGAGUCGAAGCCAACACAUCUGGGACCAUUAGAGCGGGAGUACUGGAAAGACAAAAAUAUGCCAGAAAGAAUAAGAAAAUUCUUCUAA